GUUCUCUUUUCAACGCGACCCCAAAGUAUAGUUCACGAAGGUUCCUAUUUCGUCGGUGGAUACCCUCUGGUUUGCACUUCUUCUACUUCCCAAAACCCAAAUCGAGUAACUCAAAGAGGGAAGGAGACUGAAAAUUACAGUGGACAAAGAUGUCUUGGCAAACCUACGUCGAUGAGCACUUGAUGUGCGAGAUCGAAGGCAACACCCUCGCCGCCGCCGCCAUCAUCGGCCACGACGGCAGCGUUUGGGCCCAAAGCGCUUCCUUCCCUCAGUUUAAGCUUGAAGAAAUAACUGCUAUUAUGAAUGAUUUUUCUGAACCUGGAUCACUUGCACCAACUGGGUUGUACCUUGGUGGCACAAAGUAUAUGGUGAUUCAAGGUGAGGCAGGAGCUGUCAUAAGAGGGAAGAAGGGCCCUGGCGGCGUGACUGUGAAGAAGACCAAUCAAGCUUUGAUAAUUGGAAUAUACGAUGAACCGAUGACUCCUGGACAGUGCAACAUGAUUGUGGAAAGGCUGGGUGAUUAUCUCAUCGAUCAGGGUCUCUAAUCGCCUUCACUAUCACUUUAUUUUUCUUCUUUCUUUUCUUUUUUCCCUUUGCGUGUUCCCCACCCCUGCCUUUUACCUGUCUUUCGGGAGCUUGCUAGAAGUUGGAAUUGUUGCAGUGUCAUAGUAUGUGUACCCUUGAAAGUAGUGGAGAACUGGGUUCUGAUUGCUGCUUGAAGCAUGGCAUGGAGCUCUGCCUUGGCCGCCCCCCCUCAUAUUAGAAGUGUUUUUUGAUGAUAUAUAAUUCUGGAAUGUAAACAUUUCCAUAUUUCAGUCUUGAAUGGAAGUACUUCUGUUGGAUCAGUUAAAAA
Molecule: messenger RNA, 853 nt
Organism: Diospyros lotus (date-plum)
Lineage: Eukaryota; Viridiplantae; Streptophyta; Magnoliopsida; Ericales; Ebenaceae
Product: profilin-like
Exons: 3
Coding region: 150-545 (131 amino acids)
Cellular component (GO): cell cortex
Molecular function (GO): actin monomer binding
Source: RefSeq, a predicted model, not a curated record